Messenger RNA from Podarcis lilfordi (Lilford's wall lizard), 7299 nucleotides. The record is from the annotation of a GenBank genome assembly. Lineage: Eukaryota; Metazoa; Chordata; Lepidosauria; Squamata; Lacertidae.
GUUCUUUUUAAAGUACUCAGCAUAAACUAGGCAACCUACUAAUAAUUACUUUUUACACAGAUCAUUAAUCAAAAUCUGGAAGGUCUAGGUAGGAAUCAUGCUGCCAAGCUCCUUUUGUGUUCAUUAGUUCAAACUAAUUUCUUUCUGAGACCUCAGGUAUCUUGGGUCCCAGCACCCUCCUGGCUCUUAAGCACUCCUCAAGUAACUAGUCCCUAAUAAGAACAGAACCCCAGGCUGAGUUCAAAUUAUGAUUACACCACUUUGUGGUGUACUCCUUCAUAGUGGGCAUAUUGGAUGGGCCACAGCAUAUGAAUAAGGAGGAGAAAAUCAUGAUCAAAAGUGAGGCAUUCUCUGUAAACGGAGGUUUGUUCAGAAUUGGCUUCGCUCCACUGAAACAAGGAACCAGCAGAUUUAUCCAACAGUAGAACAUAGUUUUCUGGGAAUUGUGAGCGAAUUCAAAUUAUUUGGGUGCGACUUCAGGCCGCAAAACAGACAGAUCCUCACAUCUCUUGGGAAAACAGGGACGAUGAUUAAACUGAGCCGAAGGUCCCGCUCAAUGCUCUCCUUGGGCCUCAACUCUUUGGCCCUCUGCUUUUCCGUUUCGGCCUUCUGCACCAGCUAUUGGUGUGAGGGGACCCACAAGGUGGUUAAGCCCCCCUGCCUCUCGGCCGUCAAGAAGGGGAACUGCGUGCCCAUCAACAGCAACGAGACGAUGGAUGGGAACGUGACCAUGGACCCCCACGUGGUCCAGUACAUCUGGGAAACGGGCGAAGACAAGUAUGCUUUCCGCUAUUUCCACACGGGCUUCUGGCUCUCAUGUGAGGAGCAUCACGGAGGUACGAAACCAGCCUACAUCUCAGAUGGAGCAGAUUCCAUGAUGGCUGUUAUUACUUUGACAGCUAGGUCACAAGCCCCUCUCCUGUUAGAUAGACAAGAGAGGGAAAGGGGAAGAGUGUUGGCGGUGGGGAUGUGGAAGGUGGCUGUCAAAGGGCAGCAGAGGAGCAGAAUGAGAUGAGGUCUCCACCUCUUGUGAUCUAGGGCCAGUGGUCAUGCAGAACAGACCGCAUGCACACCAUGCAGUUAUAGCGCACAACUUCCCCCGAAGAAUCCUGGGAACUAGCUUGCUCAUGACAUUUGGCAUUGUAGCUCUGUGGAUUCUUUGUAGGGGAAAUGUGCUUUAAAAUAGUGGUGUAGAUCUGGAUUCCUGAUCCACCCCAUAUGUUGUUGGGUUUGUUCUACUCACCUCCCCCCACCCCCCGGUCCUGGGGCUGCAUCCUGGCUCAAAUGAAGCCACCUGCAGUUUAAAAGACAAGUGCGUUCCAAGCCUGGAUGGGGAGUAAAGAGUGGGAAGCCCUCUUUUGCUGCGAGGGGAGAAGGAAAUCUUGACAAACAGAAGAAUGACAUAAUUGUUGCGAUCAGCACCAGCCUUUGGAUAAACUGACGCCGUCUUCUUUCAUUGUUCCACCCUUUUAGAGGAGAAGUGCCGGAGCUUCAUUGAGCUGCCCCCCGAGUCGGAGAAAGGUGAGAUUUGGGGAGGGCAAAACAGGCCAUCUUGUCUAAGGGUGCAAACACAAACGGGAAAUGGCAGAAUUAAUAAUGCUGUUUUAUGUUGAGACAUACCAGUGGCUCAUCCGACUGAGUCCUGUCUGCUCCAGACAUCCAAGCCUCCUCUUGUGGGAGCGGAUGCCAUAGUUUAACUGAAGUGUUUCUUCAGGGCAUAGUUAAACUAUGGAAUUCAUUUCUACUAGAAGCAGAGAUGGCUGCCAGCUCUGAACCUUUCCUCAGAGGAGAGGGCUAAACUUAUGUACAUGAAAGAGCUACCCACUUCCUGAACAUGACUGGCUUUUGUAAUAAAAUUUGACCCCCCCCCAUAAAACCCACCACCAUAGUGGAAAUGCAUAGGGCAGAAACUGGACAUUGGUAGUCAGCACAAUAUUUUUUAAACUUCUGUGCAUUAGGUUUUCCUCUGGACCUCCUAUUAUUUAUUUUAAAUUAUGUGCAUCCCAUAGUGCCUAUAAAAUAUUAUGAUGUAGUAUUGCAUCUGUUGCCCGCUGCUAGACGUAUGUUUCACAAACACUCAGAAAUCACAGAUGGAACCUUUGACACGGGAGUGUUAUUUAAAGCCUGGGAGCUAAUUAAGUUAUUGAAAUUAAUAACUCAGGCUGAACAAUCCUAUACUCCAGAUACGGCAGGGGGCCACUUAGGUCAUCAUAAUGACAUGGGCAUAACUCUCACCAUACCCUGCAGUACUGGAGCAAAGGAUGACAUCUUUGAAAGAUCUUACAAUAUUGGCAACCAGUUUGCAGUUUUGGAAUAUGAGCUUAAUGCUAAAUACUUGCAUUGGACCUAUUUGUUGUGCAUGAACGUUUUACUCCAGCAUUGAAUAUUUUACAUUAAUUUCAAUGACAAAUAGGAAACCCAACCCCUGCUCUCUGUUUACCAUACUUCUAAUUAAUAUGCAGUGUUCCACAGCCCUUUAAUUCACAGGGAAGGAGUACAGCUCAGUGGUAGAGCAUCCAUGGAGCAGAAGGCUCCAGGUUCAAUCCCUGGUGUCCUCAGGUGGGGCUGGGAAGCCCUGCAUAGCUACUGCCAAUCAAUUCAGCAUAAGGCAGUUUUCUGUGUUCCUCUUGUUUCUCUUCUCUUCUACAUCCCGGCUACAAAAGUUGGCUUUAUACCAACCGUCAUGUGUCCCCCACACCAAACAAUCUUGUGAAUCUAGUUGGUGAGGAUUCCAUUAGAGAUCUUCCUCUAUCCCCAAACUACAGCUUCCACGAUUCAGCGGGGAGAAGGAACGACUAUGAAAUCAAUUGAAGUCCGCAGUUUAAAUGUGCCUACAAAACAGGUCACUGUGAUACUCAUUAUUGCCGAACCAAGUAAUGAGGCUGAGCACUAUUUUUUCCUCCUUAGUUAUUUAUUAUGUAUGAACCGAUUCAUUGUAGAGUUAACUCCAUCCCAAAGGCUUGCCAUGUGUUAUCAACAUGUUAAAAACAUCACAAGUGUUAUAAACAGGAAUUUAGGAAGCUGCUGCCGUUCAUCGAGCAGGUUUUCACAGGGAAAGCUCCAGGACGAAAACAAGAGUGCUUUGACAUGGAGCGUUAAUGCCCAGGCCUGUGCCUGGAGAAAGCGGGAAAGCCCUUAUGCUGAGUUAAGCUGCUGGUCCGUCUAGCCCAGUUUUGUCUACCUUGACUGGCAGUGGCCCUACCUGGAGAUGCUGGGGGUUGAACCAGGGACCUUCUGCAUGGGGAACAGGUGCUCUACCACUGAGCUAUGGCCCUUCCCCAGACUCUGUGGGACAUAUCAAGGUAAAGGUAAAGGGACCCCUGACCAUUAAGUCCAGUCGUGGCUGACUCUGGGAUUGCGGCGCUCAUCUCGCUUUAUUGGCCGAGGGAGCUGGCGUACAGCUUCCGGGUCAUGUGGCCAGCAGGACUAAGCUGCUUCUGGCGAACCAGAGCAGCGCACGGAAACGCUGUUUACCUUCCCGCCGGAGCGGUACCUAUUUAUCUACUUGCGCUUUGAUACACUUUCAAACUGCUAGGUUGGCAGGAGCAGGGACAGGAGCUCACCCCAUCGCAGGGAAUCAAACCACUGACCUUCUGAUCGGCAAGUCCUAGGCUCUGUGGUUUAACCCACAGCUCCACUCGCGUCCUGUGAGACAUAUAGCUUGUUUAUAAUCUCCCACUCACCACCCAUGUUACUUUCCAGGGGUGCUGUGGCUCUCCGUUGCCUCCGAAUUCCUUUAUAUUAUCCUGUUGACUGUGGGGUUCCUAUUGAUGUGUUUGGAUGCCGUCUACUAUGCCAACUUCAUUGAUGGGCUCAAGAUCAAUGCUUUUGCAGCUGUCAUCACUGUUCUCUCAGGUAUCUCGAUCUACUCUGCACCUCCAGUAGUCAGCUACUUUCCCCACUAGGUUCCCACUAGCACUUAGACCUAACACUCAUUUUGUAUGGACUUCCUUUUUAAAAAAAUCAUUUUUAUUAAUUUUUCAAUAAAAACACCCAAUUAAUAUAUCCAAUCAUAAUCCAAUUAAAAUAAAAUACUAAAAUAAAAAAGACCAAAUUAUAAUUGUUGAUUUUUCGGGGCUCCCCAUAGUCUGGACCUCUGAAGCAUAUCUUCAAAUCUCCGCCCUGCCUCUCCUCGUUUCCAUAUUUUCCACAUCCUGAUUUUAACGCUUUAAAGAUCUCCGUCCCUGACUCUCCGAUUCUCUCAUUCUGUAUGGACUUUCACCACUGACCCAAACCCCAUCCAUAUAGUACUAGAGAUCAUGGUCCAGUCAUUCCUGUAUUAUGUUCACAUUAUAUCUAAAUGUGUACAAGGAAGUCUCUCUUUUUAAAUGAAAAGUAUUUGGGGAGUGAUUUUGAGUGGGGAAACAGGUGGCAGGCAAAGGUUGAAGCCCCAAAAAUGAAAACAAAACCAUGCAACCCCAAACUGUUCUAGUUUCUUUAUACCCAUUUGUGUGUAAUGUGCCGUCUUCCCCCACUGCCUGCUUGAUGCUUGUCCAUGUCAGGGCCUUCUCAGUGGUGGUGCCCUCCACCAUUGUUGAGUUUGUGUCUGUCUCCCUCAUUGUUGAGUUUCAGGAGGAAUUUUAAAACAUUCCUGUAUACGCAAACAUUUGAUAGCUGAAAGAUACGCUUCCUGGCAACCGUGAGAUCACUGGCCGAAAGACUGUUUGCUACCCUGGGCACUUUUGGGAGGAAGGAUGGGAUAUAAAUUAAAACCACCACAACAUUUCUUAUUCAUAUGUGGUGCCCAGCAAGGCACUCUGCCAGCUUUGUAAAGGGUAAUCCGAGGUAGCUGGCCUCAUUUCCCAGCAUGUGAUCAAUAGUGUGUGUCCAUUGCUAGAGGCAAACAAUACAGUGAAAUACUGAAGCCAUGAGCUAAGCCGGGCCACAAAUGCCUGUCAGUUCAUGUAUUCAGCAGGAUCAAGCCUUGGUAUAGCUUUCUCUAGAAUGUACAAUUUUAAGCUUUCAGGUAGGGAUAGAAUCUCAAGUUUGAGUGUUUUCUCAAGGACACAGUUUCCCAAGCAAAGUAAAACAGCAUUUCAGGGAUUGGUCGGCCCUACCAUUUGGCAAAGUGUGGUGACUGCCCGAGGCAGCAGACACCAGGAUUCUGAAAUGUACAGCCUUACAUUUGUAAGUGAAAUCUCUCAAGUCUGUCAAACUUGCUUUCUGUUGGGCUGCCAUGGCUCUGCUCCUAUUCAGCUCAGACCCCAGAAAGUGGUACCCAAGGGAAGUAAGCGCACAGUGGCUGGGCAUAUUCUGAGUAUCUUUCUGACCACCCCUUCCCAACAGGGCUCCUGGGCAUGGUAGCCCAUAUGAUGUACAUGACCGUCUUUCAGGUGGCUGUGAACCUGGGACCAAAAGACUGGAGACCUCAGACAUGGUAUUAUGGCUGGUCAUUUGGGUGAGUAAAGCCAGCAUGGGAGAGGAGUGGGGUGUGGGUAGGGUAAAUGCAACCCAGGACAGGGCUCCUACACCUUUAAUUAAAGCAUAGCAUCAGGAAUUUCACCAGCUGUAGCUUAAAGGUGCAGGAGCCCCCUUUCCUUUUGAAUCCAGCCACUUUGGGUGUUGGCAUUUGCAUUUGAGAGUAGAGUUGUUGCUCUGUCCAAAGAUGAAAGGAGGAGACGAUAUGGGAAGGGAAGUGGAAAGAGGGGAGAAAGAGAGACAGAAUGAUGGACAAAGGUGGAAGAGAAGAAAUAUAAGAUGGGAGAAGUUACUGGAUGAGUGGACAGUAAAUUAUUGUGACUGAAAGCAUUAGACCUGAGAACCAGAGCUGUCAACUUCCAGAUUUGAAAAUAAGGGAUCAGCAGCCUUGAAAACAAGGGAUCAGCAGCCUCACCUGUCCCGGAGACAGUCUACGGGAUAUCUAACAAUCCGGGAUAGCAGCGGGAAGCAGUGGGAAACGGCACUGAAAUAAGGGAAUUUCCUGCAAAAAAAGGGAAGGUUGACAGCUAUGCUGAGAACCUGUGUUCGGGGUUCCAUUCAUAUUAGGGUUAUUUUGCAGUUCUGCUACUUCUUGCUUGCUGGUUGGGACUUGGGGCUCGACAUGACACAUGCCCCCAUCAGUAGUAAUGCUGCUCCUUCUGCCUCUUCAUUCUGGGAUUUUUCAGAUUUUUUUAUGACAGCUGCUUGGGGUCACCCAGCAUGGAAUCCAAGGCUGACUCUCCCUUAUUUAUAACACCACCCCAUGCUAUAUAGUAGCAAUGUGCCCAAUUUCCAUUUUGUCCCCUCCCCCUGCCCCACUAAAACCCCUAAAUUUGUUGCAUUUGCAUUUUUGCAAGCAAACCCGAAUUCGAAUCAUUUGUUUGACACUCCCUCCUCCCACCCCAAUUUUGUUUUAGCUCUGCUCUUUGGAGCAAACCUUUCAGCCUCUGUUUCCCCAUCUGGUGUCUGACGUCAUAAGCAAAGGAAGCCUAUGGAACAAAAACCCAUGGUUUGGAAAUACCUAAUCAUAUUUGGUUGGUUGGAUUGUUGAUGUCAAAAGGUUUCUGUGAGGGUGAAGAAGAGAGGGUUCGGAAGCACUGAACACACUGACUAUGGGAUGGCAGCCCAUAACAUCUCAUUUAUUGUUUGGUCUAGGCUGGUCCUCUUCCAGCUAUCUAGGCACCAACAGAAGGAGCGGUACAUGAAUGGGUACCUUUUUUUGCUUUUACCUUUCAGCGGUUCUCAACCUGUGGGGUCCCCAGAUGUUGUUGGACUACAACUCCCAUCAUCCCUGAGCUCUGGCCUUGCUAGCUAGGGGUGAUGGGAGUUGUAGUUCAACAACAUCUGGGGACCCACAGGUUGAGAAUGGCUGCAUGACAUGAAUGGGUGAAGAAUUGUGUAAGAACCGGUGUAUACAUGGAAAAGGAGUUUUGGGAAGUCAGUUAUCAUGGGGGAACUGGAUAGAUUUGGCAGUGCAAGAAUGACCUUGAGACGCAUCCCUUUGUACCCCCUCCCCAAUUUCUCUCCCACAGCAUGGCCUGGCUCUCGUUCACCCUUUGCAUGUCAGCCUCUGUGCUGACCCUCAAUACCUACACCAAGACCAUCUUGGAAUUCAAGUACCGCCGGCGGAUUUUUGAGAAGCACACGGCGUCAAUGGGGAGCAGCAGAGGUCCUGGUUCACCCGCUCUGGCCCCUGACCUCGAACGCUUCCUCUGGGAUAAAUAUAUCUUCAGCGUUAGUGACUCUCUAGACUUCUCCCCUAGCCCUCCGGGCCCAAUGGCUCCCUGCAGCGGGCGCAAGGCCUACGCGGGAGGGUAUGCUGGGCUCGCAGGAGGUCACAGUGGAGAUGCUGGUGACGAGGAUGACGGGGAGCCAUGCUAG